UGAUUUCUCUCUCACCACCGUUCUCUCUCUCUCUCUGCCUCUUCGGCUCUUCCGUUUCACUCUCUCUCGGUCUCGCUCUGCAACCGCCGGUCACCGCCGCCCCCGCCUCCUCCGGUCGCCCGUGGCCACGGCCUCACCGCCUCGAACAUUUCCGUCAAGGGCUUGCGAUUUGCAAGCGCCAAGCAGGCAGCACAGCAGCAGUGCGCCGUCUCGUCUCCUUCGAUUGACAGCUGCAGUGCGACUGCGCAGCGCCGCCCUCACCUAUUCUUUCCCGUGCCCCGCCUCCUUUGGCCUCGGUGCCUCCGUCCGGCUACUCCGCAGCAGCAGCCGUUUCCAACAAAUGUAAGAUGAUGAGAUCCCAGUCCAGUCCCAAAUUCCCCUUUGUGACGAGCUGGAGUUACAGGCUGCAUCGCCACCGCCCAACAACUACAUAUUGUACCUCUGAGCCCGAGAAACGAACCCUCAUACUGGUAAACUUCGUCCCCUCUGGCAAGUCCAGAAUCCCACCGCCGCAAAAUUUCGGUGAGAAGGAGGGGCGGCUCUUUUCAUUUGGGCUGACAAGGAAAUAUGGAGUUGAUGUUGAUCCACCACUACCGGUAAAUUAAACAAGAACAUAUAAAAAGGAAAAGCUUUGAAAAAUAUUAGUCCAACAGAAGCUCAGUCGCUGAAAAAUGGCGACAUCAUCCAAAUUCAAGCCGUUGUCGAUUGCGAUCCUUCUACUGUUCCUCUGCAAUGCGAUCGCCUCAAGUGCGUCCGGUUCUUCCUCUACCACUAUGCACACCAACAAUUGGGCUAUUCUUGUCUGUACCUCCCGCUUCUGGUUUAAUUAUCGGCAUAUGGCCAAUACUUUAUCCUUGUACAGAACGGUGAAACGAUUAGGAAUUCCAGAUGAGAGGAUAAUUCUCAUGCUGGCUGAUGAUAUGGCUUGCAAUGCUCGGAACAAGUAUCCUGCCCAGGUCUUCAACAAUGAAAACCACCGUCUCAACUUGUAUGGGGACAAUGUGGAGGUAGACUACCGAGGUUAUGAAGUGACUGUCGAAAACUUUUUGCGAAUAUUGACUGGGCGUCAUGAAACAGCAGUUCCUAGGUCAAAACGACUACUAAGUGAUGAAGGCAGUCAUAUACUUCUUUACAUGACUGGGCAUGGCGGGGAUGAGUUUCUGAAAUUUCAAGACUCAGAGGAGCUUCAGAGCCAUGAUUUAGCUGAUGCAGUGAAACAAAUGAAGGAAAAGCGCAGAUUUAAAGAGCUGCUAAUAAUGGUAGAUACUUGCCAGGCUGCCACUCUAUUUUCCCAGCUACAAUCACCUGGUGUUUUGGCUAUUGGAAGUAGCAAGAAAGGAGAAAAUUCAUACUCACACCACUUGGACUCUGAUGUUGGUGUAUCUGUUGUUGAUCGAUUUACAUUUUAUACUCUUGCGUUCUUUGAGAGGUUAAAUAUGUAUGACAAUGCCUCAUUGAGCAGUCUUUUCAAUUCGUACAAUCCAAAUACAUUGAUGUCAACUGCAUAUUAUCGAACUGAUUUAUACCAACGGCGGUUAGAGGAGGUACCGGUUACCAACUUCUUUGGUUCUGUCAUGGAAACCAUCCAUACGGAUUCCCCUUAUCGUGCCUUCUCAGGCCGAUACUACAGAAAGUCUACAACUGAGAUGCCUUCAGAUCAAUCAGGUUGGGGGAACCGAAGGACAUUAGAAGAUUCAGAUGUUCCAGAAGAAUUGACUGACCCUAAACUAAAUGCUAAACAAGUCGGUUGCCCAUUUACACACACUUGGAAUACAAUUCUGGGCCGGAUGGAAAAGAUAAAGCAAAUAGAUAGUUUAGUUAAUUAUGGUUUAGCGUUGAUGUUCCCAAUUGUGGCCCUCUCAUCUUGGCUUUCCUACUGAAGGAGAAGCAUAGAGGCUCGAGAUGGACGAUUGUUCACUCAAAACUAGAAACACGACCUGAUCACAGAGGUGCUGCGGCAAAUGAGUUUGGAAAGCUGAAUUCAGUUCUUGACAAGUGACACUGAGUUUGGAGCUGUCAAGCUAACUAAAGGCAUCUUGGUUUUGAUCAUGGAUAUGACUUAUGAGUCAGAGCUGCUCAAAGAAAGUUAUGUGAAGUUUGUCCUUGUAUACUAAACAACUUCUUAGAUGCAUUUAUACUGAUGAAGAGCAGUUGUGGAUUUGAAUUUGAUGGUUUUAUCCAAAGCUGGUGUGUGGUGCUGAUGAUUAUAUACACCUUGAGCACUUGGAAACUGUUGUGCAUUGUGCUUAAAUCUCGGUGCUCCGUAAUUCCAUGUAUGUAAGAAUUGAAGAAUGAUAGAAGAUCUUUAUUUUGUGGUGGAUUUCGAAUUUGUGAA
Molecule: messenger RNA, 2335 nt
Organism: Salvia miltiorrhiza (redroot sage)
Lineage: Eukaryota; Viridiplantae; Streptophyta; Magnoliopsida; Lamiales; Lamiaceae
Exons: 13
Coding region: 672-1880 (402 amino acids)
Biological process (GO): attachment of GPI anchor to protein; proteolysis; protein localization to cell surface
Cellular component (GO): GPI-anchor transamidase complex
Molecular function (GO): GPI-anchor transamidase activity
Source: RefSeq, a predicted model, not a curated record